Molecule: messenger RNA, 739 nt
Organism: Dentiscutata erythropus
Lineage: Eukaryota; Fungi; Glomeromycota; Glomeromycetes; Diversisporales; Gigasporaceae
Source: the annotation of a GenBank genome assembly
AUGGAAUGUAAAAGUUAUCAUGAAAAAACUGGAAUUCGUUUAGAAAAAUUAUGGGAUUGGCCUUCAGUUCGCGUCUUUAUCGGUAUUUGGUCAAUAGCAAAAAAUAAUGCGAAUCGAGAUUUAAUACGAACUUUAUAUUUAAGGCAAAAAAAAGGGUUAAUUGAUGACAAAGUAGACUUCAAAUUUUUCCUUGGUAAAUCGAGUGACGAAGACAUAACCAAAUUGAUUGCAGAAAAUAUUACUUAUGGUGAUAUUAUUAUAUUGGAUGUAAAAGAGAACAUGAAUAGUGGCAAGGCGUAUUAUUACUGGAAAUGGAUUGGCUCGAACCUUGACACCACGGAAUAUGAUUACGCUGCAAAGGCCGAUGAUGAUUCAUUUGUACAUUUUCAAAAUCUGGCACUUAAUCUUCGACCGCUACCACGUGAUGAUUUAUAUUACGGAUACAUGAUACGAAAAAGACAUGUAACCUUUGCUCGAGGCAUGCUCCAAGUACUUUCAAUUAAUUAUGCUUACCUAUUUAUAUCAAUUCCAUUCGACAGAAAAGAAUGGCAUGGAGCCGAAGAUUACAAGUUGGCGGUAUGGUUGAAUAAAUACACGAAUUCAACUUUGAAUCGAUUCAACGAGGACUGCUUAAUGGUUCAUGAUCCACGAGUACCAAUAACUAGUUCUAUGUGGAGACACUGGGCAUCUCCACAUACAAUUGUCAUACAUUGGUUAAAAGACCCUGUUGCAUGGGAAA